Molecule: messenger RNA, 1013 nt
Organism: Bombina bombina (fire-bellied toad)
Lineage: Eukaryota; Metazoa; Chordata; Amphibia; Anura; Bombinatoridae
Exons: 2
Coding region: 25-924 (299 amino acids)
Source: RefSeq, a predicted model, not a curated record
AUUGCGUAUAACACCUGGCAGGAGAUGAUACGCAGGUCCUUGAGUAUCACAGCAGUCUGUGGACUUCCAGGGGCUCGUGACUCAGGGGCUGCAACCACAGUACAUCAUGCUGAACCUCCUGUCACAAGGAUGCAAACAUCCAUGCCACCACCACCACCACCCUUCAAGCAACCGCAAGAACAGUAUGCUCCCAGUCAUGAGCAUGGUUGGAUGGCUUCAGUUGAGGACCCGGGAGUGAUGCCACCACCAUUGCUAUAUGACCCCUGGCAAGAUUCCUGGCCAGAGGAAUAUCCUUCCUUUGGCUUUGAGGGGGAGCCAAGACAGCCACAAAGGGUCCAUGUAUUUACCCCCCCAACACAAUCUCAUGGCAGUCAGGGAUUGUAUCCACACACAAUGUCACAGGAAGUUCCAAUUGGACAGGCAGAGUGGUCACACACUCGUCAUCAUUGGGACUAUCAACCAACCAUACGAGCUCCACCAUCCUCAGCAAUUGGACGAGCUCCACCAUUGGCAGAUGAAAAUAGAUCAGAUUCUACAGCUGCCCCACAUGAACCAGCAGUUGAAGCUGGCCCACCACCACAUGAACCAGCAGUUGAAGCUGGCCCACCACCACAUGAACCAGCAGUUGAAGCUGGCCCACCACCACAUGAACCAGCAGUUGAAGCUGGCCCACCACCACAUAAACCAGCAGUUGAAGCUGGCCAUGCACCUCAAGCAACAGCAGAUGCAGGUGACCCUGCCCCACAAGCACCUGCUCAAGAGCCUGUGGAUGCAUUGUAUUCACCCCUGGGUGAGGAAUACAUUGCACUCCAGAGGAAGUUCAUAACAAGCACGGAAAAAACAUACAAAGAGGCCAAGAGAGGUUCUUCAGGAACCAUGAAAGGUUCAGCAGGAGCCAAGAGAGGAGACAACAAUGUAGCAUAGAGCUACAGAGGGACAUGUCAGCAUCGUUAAGUGCAAGUGUUCAUAACCAAUCACAGAUGAUGCAAAUUCUGUCUGAUAUGCAGAUGAAA